This is a messenger RNA of Radiomyces spectabilis, 1075 nucleotides long. RefSeq lists its product as uncharacterized. The transcript has 3 exons. NCBI's taxonomy places the organism in Eukaryota, Fungi, Mucoromycota, Mucoromycetes, Mucorales, Radiomycetaceae. The record is from RefSeq and is a predicted model, not a curated record. The coding region runs from base 1 to 894 and encodes 297 amino acids.
AUGCGCUACGCUCUUGCAUUUGUCUCUGCUAUGUGCUUGGCCAACGCGGCCAUGGCUGCACCGGCACCUCGCUCAAACAGCAUCGUUGACGCGAAAGAUUUCGUUCCUGCUCAGCUCGCCCAACUCGAAUUGAGCGAAGAAUUCCAACCUUUCAACUGGGAAAGCGCCGACUCCAAAGUUAUGGUCGACCGCUCCUUCCACCUCUCCUUGAGCGAACCCGCCGAACUCCAAAUCACCGACUUCAUGAUGGGUGGCGAUCAAUUCGAAAUCCUUGACAAUGGUGUUUCUAUGGGCAAGACCAGCCGUGCCAACGCCACCGCCGAUGCCUUUGUUGCCACUCCCGAAGAAGCCCUUAUGGAUAAGCGAUUCAGCAAGGCUGCUUUCCCUCUCCAGGCUGGUGAACACGAACUCACCAUCAGCAUUGCCAACUCUCCAUAUGCUUCCGGUACCGGUGCCCUCCGUGUCGUUCAGCAGCUCCAAUCCCUCUAUAACAAGAAGGGUUGGGAUGAUGAUGAUGAUGAUGACUGGGAGGACAAGAAGUGGGGCAAGAAGUGGGGAGACGACAAAUGGGACGACAAGAAGUGGGGAGACGACAAGUGGGGAGACGACAAAUGGGACGAUAACAAGUGGGAUGGCAAGAAGUGGGACGAUAACAAGUGGGACGAUAACAAAUGGGACGACAACAAAUGGGACGAUAACAAGUGGGACGACAAGAAGGACUGGGGUUGGGACAAGAAGAAGACCAUCUACGUCUAUCACACAGUUGCCGCCAGCAACAUUCCUACCCUCACUGUUGUCACUGCUACCCAAACCUUGACAAGCACCGUCACCCUACCCACAACCGGUACCCUCUUCACCACCCAAACCAACACCAUCGUCGUUCCCCCAUCUUAAAUGACCAUUUUAUUGCUAUAAUUGCUUUUUUGGCUUUUUCUUUCCUUCAUAAUCCAACUGCACAAAAAAUAAAAAGCUGUCCUUAUAGAAUUAGAAAAAAAUACAAGGAAAAAAAAAGUUAUAUAACUCCGUUUCGUCAUUGUGUUGCCAUGGCCGCGCGCAUGAGCCAGCUGGAGAUGAA